This is a messenger RNA of Cynocephalus volans (Philippine flying lemur), 2040 nucleotides long. It is a transcript of the gene SQSTM1, whose product is annotated as sequestosome 1. Gene Ontology annotation, cellular component: amphisome; aggresome. Gene Ontology annotation, molecular function: protein kinase C binding; zinc ion binding; K63-linked polyubiquitin modification-dependent protein binding. The record is from RefSeq and is a predicted model, not a curated record. Gene Ontology annotation, biological process: mitophagy; endosome organization; aggrephagy. The transcript has 8 exons. Bases 40 to 1359 code for a protein of 439 amino acids. NCBI's taxonomy places the organism in Eukaryota, Metazoa, Chordata, Mammalia, Dermoptera, Cynocephalidae.
GUUCCGUUCCGCUUCGCUCCUGCUCCCCGGUCCACCGCGAUGGCGUCGCUCACCGUGAAGGCCUACCUCCUGGGCAAGGAGGACUCGGCGCGCGAGAUCCGCCGCUUCAGCUUCUGCUUCAGCCUCGAGCCCGAGGCGGAAGCCGAGGCCGCGGCUGGCCCAGGGCCCUGCGAGCGGCUGCUGAACCGGGUGGCCGCCCUGUUCCCCGCGCUGCGGCCCGGCGGCUUCCAUGCGCACUACCGUGAUGAGGAUGGGGACUUGGUUGCCUUUUCCAGUGAUGAGGAACUGACAAUGGCCAUGUCCUACGUAAAGGAUGACAUCUUCCGGAUCUACAUUAAAGAGAAGAAGGAGUGCCGGCGGGACCACCGCCCCCCGUGUGCUCAGGAGCUGCCUCGCAAUAUGGUGCACCCCAAUGUCAUCUGCGAUGGGUGCAAUGGGCCCGUGGUGGGAACCCGCUACAAGUGCAGCGUUUGUCCGGACUAUGACCUGUGUGGCGCCUGCGAAGGGAAGGGCAUGCACAGGGAACACAGCAAGCUGGUGUUCCCCAGCCCCUUCGGGCACCACUCGGAGGGCUUCUCUCACAGCCGCUGGUUCCGGAAGCUGAAACAUGGGCAUUUUAGGUGGCCUGGCUGGGAGAUGGGCCCACCAGGGAACUGGAGCCCGCGUCCUCCUCGAGCGGGGGAUGCCCGCCCCAGCCCCCCAGCGGAAUCAGCUGGUCCAUCGGAGGAUCCCAGUGUGAAUUUCCUAAAGAACGUAGGGGAGAGUGUGGCAGCUGCUCUCAGCCCUCUGGGCAUUGAAGUUGAUAUUGAUGUGGAACAUGGAGGGAAAAGAAGCCGCCUGACACCCAUGUCUCCAGAGAGCUCUAGCACAGAAGAGAAGUGCAGCUCUCAGCCCAGCAGCUGCUCUUCUGAGCCCAUCAAACUGGAUGGGAAUAUGGAGGGCACGGAGCAGUCUCUGGCAGAGCAAAUGAAGAAGAUAGCCCUGGAGUCCGCAGGGCAGCCUGAGGAACAGAUGGAGUCUGAUAACUGUUCAGGAGGAGAUGAUGACUGGACUCACUUAUCUUCAAAAGAAGUGGACCCGUCUACAGGUGAACUCCAGUCUCUACAGAUGCCAGAAUCUGAAGGGCCAAGCUCUCUGGACCGUUCCCAGGAAGGACCCACAGGACUGAAGGAAGCUGCUUUGUACCCCCAUCUCCCACCAGAGGCUGACCCCCGGCUGAUUGAGUCCCUCUCCCAGAUGCUGUCCAUGGGUUUCUCUGAUGAAGGCGGCUGGCUCACCAGGCUCCUGCAGACCAAGAACUAUGACAUCGGGGCUGCUCUGGACACCAUCCAGUACUCAAAGCACCCACCACCCUUGUGACCAUAUUUGCUCAUCUAUUCCACGUCCCUUUUUCAUCUCAUAGUUGUGUUGAACUAGUGUAGAACAGCAAGACCUUUGUAAGAGCCUGUUUCUCUGCUUUCUUCUUCCAGAAUCUGGGGGGCGGGGAUGCAUGAAGCCAUUUAGGGCAGUAGAACAGGUGAUGGGGUGGGGGCGGGUUCCAAGUGUGCUGAUAUCUGAGAAACAAAACCCUCUUCCUGGUCCAGAGCGAGCCCUGCUGCCCCUGCUGGGGAGGAGGCUGCAGCACACUUGUGCUCUCACCCCACCGUUACACCAGCAGUCCAGAUUAUAUCUUGCCUAAUGGCCAUCUGCUUUUUCUUUUUUAAAAAAAUGGCUAAUAGUACGCUGAAAUUGUUUAUUUUCUGCUAGACAACUGAUAUUCUGAUUUUUCAAUAGAGUUCGGCCAGCCUUUUGUCAGGGAGCCAGCAGAGGAGGCUGGGACAGCCUGCACUGUGGGAACGCUCCAGGCGAUGGAGAGGGCUUGUAAUGGGAAAUGCCUGAUGUUGGUUUUCACUGGAUACUGCCUCUUUGUUUCAUAAUCACCAGCGUUCUCUCACUUCCAAAUGUGUCAACUGCUUUUAAAAUUAAAACCCUUUGUAGCCAUCCAAUUAUCAUAUUUGUAAACGACCUAUAAUUAAAUGGUAUAAGCACUUUAAUCAACAA